Molecule: messenger RNA, 3127 nt
Organism: Rana temporaria (common frog)
Lineage: Eukaryota; Metazoa; Chordata; Amphibia; Anura; Ranidae
Gene: ZC3H3
Product: zinc finger CCCH-type containing 3
Exons: 12
Coding region: 24-2627 (867 amino acids)
Cellular component (GO): nucleus
Molecular function (GO): metal ion binding
Source: RefSeq, a predicted model, not a curated record
UUGGCCAACUGCCCGCUUCCAACAUGGCGGCGGAGGGAGCGAGAGAGGGAGGGGCCGAGGAUUCGAGACGCUCCACUGAUGACGGAGAGACACCGACCGACAUGGAGGAGGAAAGAGAGACUCUGAGGAGGCAAAUCCAACAACUACAGGGUCUCAUUAGCCAACACAAACAUAUACACGGCAACGCUCCAGCACCGGCGGCACCAGCACAUCCAAGAUGGCGGGACCCAUUGCAGCUACAGUACCGGCCUCGAGGAUCUUUCCGUGGAGGGGCUCCUAUAACCGGGUACCAACCACGACAGCCCCACCCACACAGCACAUGGCGAGCUCAGUACUCGCUGGUUAAUAGGACUUCUCGAGGAGCGGAACACAGCGCCCCCUCCCCUGUGGUGGUUCCAAGCGUCACUCCAGCAUCUCUUCUCAAUAAGGGAAAAUUCCCGGCACACAAUAAUGCAGCCAAAUCGGAACCAGCCAGCAGACAGACAGUGCCGGGGAACCCGACCGUCAUCAAUAAUAAUAAUAAUAAAACACUCGCUGUGCCAAAGGCAAAAUGUCCGCCAUCGGCGAGUGCCCAGAAGCCGCUGUCAGAUGAAGCCGCUGUGCCCUCCACGUCUGCAGAGUGGGGCGUCAGACUCAGGAAAAACCCUCCGGGGGCUCCUGGAGGACCUUGCAGGACAUCUGCCCAGGUCCCCCGGACCUCCCAGAACUUAUCCAAUACAACUCGGGGAUCUGCAGGAACACUGCCGUCUUCUAAUCGCCUCCCCCUCCCUCAUCUCAAACCUGCCAUCGCCUCCCCUCCCCCAAAUUCUAUGACCACUGCCAAGAACAAACUCGUCCCCCCCAACCCUUCUCCGAACCCACCCAAAACUACUUUGCCUGCCGUCCCUCCAACUAGAGCCCUCAGGUCUUCCAGGACUAAAUACACCUGGGUGGCCGAAUCUCCUAAAACCACCCCGUCUGCCAAAAAAGUCAGCCCGGGCGCAAAGAGGGCGAGCGCGGGUACGGAGAAGGUCAAGUCUCCAGCCAAUGGGAAUGGCAGCAAACCGAAAAAGAACAGCCCCCACCAAAAAUGUACCCCCAAGAACCGCUACAAGUGGAAAGCUCAGCCGUCCGCCGCCGCCUCCUCGGCACCCGCCGCUUCCAGCCAAACCGCCAUUACCAGGAGCGCUCAGAGGACACAGACUCCCGAGACCACCAGGUCGCCACAUGGCGUAGGGGGUGCCGCCGCUGCCUCUUACAGGGACUCCGGGAAUUCCGGCUACAAAGUGAAGAGCCGGACCAAGAUAGUGAGGAGGCGGAGCACUUCCAGGUCUCCUGUAGAGAAGAAGGCCUCCCCCCUCCUUCCUCUGACUGUGAAGAGUCGGUACGUCCUCCGCAGGAAGAGCGCCCCCCGGGUGAAGUCCCCGGUAACUGUGAAAAGGAGCUCCCCGCGUGCGCUGGUCCAUCUCUCCAAACACCGACUGAGGAGACUUCCCCCCACCAAGACGCAGUCCCCCGCCGCCCGGGACGGCAUCUCAUCCUCUAUGAAGAGCCCCCCUGUUAGUCGGGUGAUAAAGACACGGUACAGGAUUGUGAAGAAAAGCAGCACUCCUCUCAUCUCCUCUACAUUCUCUACACUCAACCCGUCUAUUUACUGGAGGAACCGGGUGCUCCUGUGGAACCGGUGGCGUCAGCUGUCCCACGUCCGGAGAGCCCACCCUCAGCAGAGAUGGAAGAAGAGUCUCCGGUGCAUCGAAGGCGCCAUCUACCAAGUCUCUGCCAACAAACUCUCCAGGGCGUGGAGCCCCGGUGCCGCCAGCAAGUCGACGCACAAAACUGGAAAAGCGGAUGUGAGCAGCACCAGCCCCAGCAACCUGCACUCAAAUCGCACAGCCACCCCGACCCAGUAUUUUGCAAGCCGUGCCGUCCAGCGCAGUCUGGCCAUCAUCCGGCAAGCCCAGCAGAAGAAGGCAAAGAAGGAGUACUGCAUGUAUUACAACCGAUUUGGGAGAUGCAAGCGUGGUGACAGCUGUCCCUUCAUACACGACCCUGAGAAGGUGGCUGUGUGCACCAUGUUCCUACGAGGCACCUGCAAACUGACGGAUGGGACCUGCCCAUUUUCUCAUAAAGCAUCAAAAGACAAGAUGCCGGUGUGCUCGUUCUUCUUAAAGGGGAGCUGUCACAAAACAGACUGUCCCUACAGCCACGUCUACGUCUCCAGGAAGGCUGAGGUGUGUCCGGACUUCCUCAAGGGGUACUGUCCCAUGGGAGCCAAGUGUAAGAAGAAGCACACAUUGCUGUGCCCACACUAUGCCCGAAACGGCACUUGCCCAGAUGGAGCCAAGUGCAAAUUGCAGCACCGCCAAAAGAAGAGGCGAGUGGAAAGCCAAACACCAGAACACCCGCCGCCAAUCUCUAAGCAAAGGCGGAAAUCAAAGGAGGAUUCUGGAGACCAACCACGAGCGGAGGGUCCUGGAAAUGUCUCUUCCUGUGAUGACGGGCACUCUGAUGACUGCAGGGGGCUGAUCAGUUGUCCUUCCUUCAUCUCCCUGGGCUCUUCCCAUAGCAGUGAACCUGCGCCCUCUUCGGAUAGGAGGAAACCCGCCGAGGACACAGGGAAGCCUCUGCAGAUCAAGCCCAGACUAUGACGUUGUCCAACCUCUACAGGUGCGAUUUUUGGAGCGACCACAACUCAGGGUUCCGCAUUCCUCCCCGCAGAGCUCCACCCAGAGGGCUUUGUGUGUAUUAUCCUCCUGGGCCCCCGAUGGUCAUGACCGCACACCUAAAAUCCCGGCCCAGCCGUUUACCGUGUUUGACGAUCUUCGUGUUCCCGAGGAACGCGCGCACAUUUCAUAGUCUAUACUCCUACAGAGAUAUCUAUUUAAUUUCAUGAAAAGUUUACUUCAUAGUUUUUUGGUAUAAGAGAGUUUAUAAUUAUUUUAUAUAUUUUAUAUCUUGGUGCUGUGGGCGGAGUCUACAUUUGUGUUUUUUCAGUGUUAAGUGGGUAAAACUCACCAAAUUCUCUUAGGGGCUCGUUCACGACGGCAGCAGCAUUGCCCAACGUAGCCACAGGGCAAGACCAAGGCAAUGUCCCAGGACAGUGAUGGCGGACCUUGGCACCCCGGAUGUUUUUGAACUACAUUUCCCA